Molecule: messenger RNA, 1463 nt
Organism: Anolis sagrei ordinatus
Lineage: Eukaryota; Metazoa; Chordata; Lepidosauria; Squamata; Anolidae
Gene: METTL6
Product: methyltransferase 6, tRNA N3-cytidine
Source: RefSeq, a predicted model, not a curated record
AGAAAGAAGAUCCCACAGAAGAAGAGGGAGGAUGAGCCUGGAUGAGUCAAGGGCGCCUCUGAGCAUGGACAGAGCGCCUCGGGAGAGCGUUCUUUCCUAGAAGUAUGCGAUUAAGGAAUGCAGUGACUACAAAUCUGCGCUUCCUCCUUUAAUCGAAAUGAACGAAUUGAGGCUUCUCCAGAGUGAGUCAUCUGCAGCUGAACUUGAUGGGGUAAUAUCAGAUCUCGAAAAUGGAGGUUUCCAUAGAAGAGGACAUAAGAUGAGAACGCUUAGCCCCGAAGAAGCUGAAAGGCUGGCCAAAGAUCCAGUCGUAGUAUCUGAUUUCAAGCAACAGAAGCUUGAGAAAGAAGCACAAAGGAAUUGGGACUUGUUUUACAAAAGGAACAGCACAAAUUUUUUCAAGGAUAGACACUGGACAACAAGAGAGUUUGAAGAACUGAAAGCCUGCCGUGAAUUUGACGAUCAGAAACUGACAAUUCUCGAAGCAGGCUGUGGUGUUGGGAACUGUUUGUUUCCACUUUUAGAAGAGGAUUUCAAUAUCUUUGCUUAUGCCUGUGAUUUCUCUCCACGAGCCGUGGAAUAUGUAAAGCAAAACCCUCUGUACGAUCCCCAGAGAUGCAAAGUGUUCCACUGUGACCUUACCAAAGAUGACCUUCUGGAAAAUGUACCACCAGAUUCUGUAGAUGUUGCGACGUUGAUAUUUGUACUUUCUGCCAUUCAUCCAGAGAAGAUGCAUUUAGUUUUGCGCAAUAUUUAUAAGGUAUUAAAACCAGGCAAAUGUGUGCUGUUCAGAGAUUAUGGUCUCAAUGAUCAUGCAAUGCUGAGGUUUAAGUCUGCUAACAAGCUUGGUGAAAACUUCUAUGUAAGACAAGAUGGAACCAGAUCAUAUUUCUUCUCAGAUGAUUUCUUGGCAGAACUUUUCCUGUCUGUGGGCUACAAGCAAGUGGUCAAUGAAUAUGUGCUUCGAGAAACUGUGAACAAAAAGGAAGGCCUGUGUGUGCCAAGGGUUUUCCUCCAAAGUAAAUUUCAGAAGCCUCACAAAGAAACAUGAUUUUUGCAAAGGCCUGAAGUUGGUGGAACAUUUGAACAUUGUUUUGAAAAUUAGCCUAACCUCUUGCAGGUUCAUAAGCAUUCCUUGGAUGCAACCACAGAGAUAAUAUCAAAAGGCUUUUUUUCUUCUGUUUUAAGCUAACUGCAUAUUUUGUUUGAACCCUCAGAACUGUGGUAAUCAUAAUUAUGGUCAUGGGCAUCAAGCUAAUUUUAUAAACUAUUAUUUGAACUGGUAACAUUUCCACUAUUUUUAGCCAUGGUUUAUCUACAUUUGGAUGACAUAAUGAAUAGGAGUUCAGAUAAAACAGAACCAAAAAUUUCCAUAUUGCUACUUACAGUGAUGUUGGCCCACAUGAUCCAAGAAGAAACCAUAGUUUAACAUCGUAUCUGAAUCAAUGGAAUAUAUAUAUAUA